Molecule: messenger RNA, 3018 nt
Organism: Bursaphelenchus xylophilus (pine wood nematode)
Lineage: Eukaryota; Metazoa; Nematoda; Chromadorea; Rhabditida; Aphelenchoididae
Source: the annotation of a GenBank genome assembly
AUGAGUUUUUUUGCCUCUUGCAUCGACCGAAUUGAACCUUCCACCAGCCAUGAAAUCGAGGAGAGUGCAAUUGAUUUGAGGACUAAACGUGAGUACUGUAAAUUAAUGAUACCAUAUUAAAUUUUGAGAUAUUUUUUGUGAAAAAAACUGAAAAUUAUUUUGUGAGGCUAACGGCGGAGACAUUUUAUACGAUCAAAUGUGUCUUUCAAGAAAGUUUUAAAGUCGCUUAAAAUUUAUUUUUUAGGUUCGAAAAUACAAAUUCUUCACUCAGAAGAUUUUCUGCUGUCUAUUCUUUGAUAUUUGAGGGUUAUUUUUCGGUUUCCCGAUCAAAAAUUAUAUUAUCCAUGACAAAAAUUUUGAUCAAAUUUUAGCUAAAAUUUAAAAUUUGGACUUUAAGAAGGCUAAUUUAUGAUACUAGACUAUUCUUUUCUACUCUUACUUGUUUUUUGAUCAAAAAUUAUAUUAUCCAUGACAAAAAUUUUGAUCAAAUUUUAGCCGAAAUUCAAAAUUUUUACUUGAAGAAGGCUAAUUUAUGAUACUAGACUAUUCUUUUCUACUCUUACUUGAUUUUUUAUCCAAAAUUAUAUUAUCCAUGACAAAAAUUUUGAUCAAAUUUUAGCCGAAAUUCAAAACUUUUGGACCUGAAAAGAGCCGUUAAUGUGUUUAAAAUUCAAUUCUACGCCACAUCCUUUCCAAUUUCAGGGAUUCCCUACCAUUCCGAGCAAUUUUCGGCGCUCAGAAAUUUCAUCCAUCAGGUCCGGAAGGAGCUGUAUUCAACGCCCCUCCUGCAACGCGACUACCUCCCAAAUCUCGGCUCGCACGAGUUCUCGCACGCAGCGAGGCGAUUGUGCUUCGGUCCGUCGCAUCCCAUCCUCCAACAGCACCGUAUUUUGGGCAUCCAGACCAUCGGCGGAUACGGCGCCCUUCAAGUGGCGGCCCAUUUUUUGGCCCGAAAAGUCCAUCUGAACCGAAUUUAUAUCCCACAACCGACUUGGGGCGAACAUCACGACAUUUUCGCAUCCUAUGGAUUCCUAGUGAUAGGGUUGGGGUGGAAGAAAUGCGAUGAAAUCGGAUGCGGAUUCAUUGAGGAGGUCCGAAAUGCGGAGAAGAGGUAAAAUAAAGUCGGAAAUGGAAGUUGAAGCAAGAAUUUUGGGUUAAAAAAUAUUUUUUAUCAAAUUUUAUGAGUUUUUACGCAAGUUUCAACAGUUAAAUCGUGUCUUUUUGAAAAAAAAACUUUCAAAGUUUAGUCAUCAAAGAAAUUUUUUUUUUUUUGAAAAAAGGUUAUUUUGGUGUUCUAAACAAGAGAAAAUGAUAAUUCAAAGCACAAUCCGGAAUUGGAUUUUCGAUUUUUCAAAAAAAAAUAGAAAAAAAAAUUUGCACUGUGCGGAGAAAAAGAGCUUUUAAUUUUCCGCACAGUGCAGAAAAAACCCCAUUUUGCACAGUGCAUUUCACCGUUAGUUUGGUUUUCGCACCGUGCAUCGAAAUAUCGCCGCGACACAUUUCAUUUUUUUUCAACUGCCUCGUCGCGAUUUCGCUCAAAUUUUUCCACAGUGCAAACGGAUUUUUUGUGGUUUGCACGGUGCGAAAAGAGAAAAAAAUGCACUGUGCGUUGGCGACAAGCGUGGGAAAAUGUUCAAAAUGCAUUGUGCAAAAACAGCGUUUGUGAAGUUUGCACGGUGCAAAAAGAGAAAAAAAUGCACUGUGCGUUGGUGCCAGCGUGGGAAAAUGUUCAAAAUGCACUGUGCAAACGGUUUUUUUUGUGUUUUGCACGGUGCGAAAAGAGAAAAACUGCACUGUGCGUUGGCGACAAGCGUGGGAAAAAAAUUCAAAAUGCACUGUGCAAACAGCAGUUUUCAAAUUUGCACCGCGCAAAGUUCAAAAUGCACUGUGCGAAAGAGAGCAAAUGUCCAUGCACUUUAUGAAAAUACUAAUAUCCGGAAUUCAAAUUCGGAUUUUUCAAAAAAAAAAAAAAAAAAAUUUGCACUGUGCAAAAAAAUAAAAACAAAAUUUUCAUCUCCGCACAGUGCAAAAAAAAUUUUUUUUUUUUGAAAUUUCCAACAAUCAUCUUCAAUUUUCCAGAUCCGCGAUUCUUCUCCAGCCCUCAGCACACAAUCCGACCGGACGAAAUCUCUCCAAAUCCGAGUGGAUGGAGCUUUUCGAGGUGCUGAUUGAGAGAGAAAUCGUCCCGUUGUUCGACAUGGCCUAUCAAGGGCUUGGCCAAGGCCUGGCGGAGGACGCGUGGCCAAUCCGAGAGUUCGCCAAAACGGACCGCGAAUUUUUGGUGGCCCAGUCGUUCGCGGCCAACUUUUAUUUGUUCGGUAGGGUUACUGUAAUUUUUUGAAAAAAAUUUUGUUUCAAAAAAAAAAUUUUUUUUUUGAUUUUUUUAUUUUUAAAUACUCAAAAAUCUCAUUUUUUAAUCGCCUCUUUUCAGACGAAUCACUUGGCCAUCUGAUCUGCGGGAUUUUGCCGAACCAACCGCAGAAAGUCAUCGAGAAUACGUACACAACUUUUGCCCGAAUAGUCCAAGUUAAGUGGGCCAACCCGGCGUUUUUCGGAUGUCGAUUGGUGGCGGAGGUGUUGGAGUCGCCAAAACUCCUCGAAGAAUGGAAAAAUGCCCUCAGGGCGGUCAGAAAUGAGCUCGACAAUGAGAGAAAUGCACUAAAAAUGGCGCUGGAAACGCGAAAAUUGGCUGGGCCCGCAAAAUGCCUGGGGCAAUCGCAAGGAAUUUACGUUCAAAUUGAGCUUCAAGGUAUGUAGUUGCAGUAUACAAUUGAAAUCUGAGCCUAAUUUGAAGAGUUGGGUCACAAAUUUAUAUUAUGCUAGAUAGACCGGAGACCAAUUUCAGACGACGAAAUUCGAAAGCUCCGCAGCGAUCAUAGAGUAUAUGUGGAAGAAAAUGGAUCGUUGUGCCUUGCCAACUUCAACAACACCAACAGAUCGCUGUUUUGUGACGCUUUGGAACAAGUUUUGUCAUCCAAUUCCAAUAACAAUUACCAGGAAAAUGCACCUCUAAAUUGA